Molecule: messenger RNA, 804 nt
Organism: Hepatospora eriocheir
Lineage: Eukaryota; Fungi; Microsporidia; Hepatosporidae
Source: the annotation of a GenBank genome assembly
AUGAAACUUACGAACAGAACAAUUGAAGUAAGUGAAAAUGAGGAAGUUGAAAUAGAGACAAAUAAGAUAGAUCAACAUAGUAAAGAAGAAUAUAAUAAAGAUAAAGGACAUUUAAAGAAAGAAGAUAGUAAUAGACAUAAAAAAGGGAGCAUCAAUAAAAAUUUGAAUGGAACCCUAAAUGUAAAUACUAAAGCCAUUUACAGUAAGAAAUAUCAAGAGAUAAAUAGAUCUGAUGAAAAGUCAUUUUUUAACAAUAAAAAGAUAAUUCUUUAUAAGACAGAAAUGUGUAGAAGCUUUACAGAACAAGGAUAUUGUAAAUAUGGGGAAAGAUGCCAAUUCUCACAUUCGGGAGUUGAAUUGCGGACAAUAAAUAGACAUCCUAAGUAUAAGACAGAAGUAUGUAGAGUAUUCUGGGAACAAGGCACAUGUCCUUAUGGAAGAAGAUGUUGUUUUGUACAUUUUAAAAAUGAAUUGCACACCAAAAUACCAGAAGAAGACAUAAAAUAUUUAAAAAGUGAUAAAGUGAAAGAAAAUAUUUCAAUAGAUGAUGAGUUACCAAUGAAUGAAAUAGACACAAUCGACAAUAAAGAAACAAAAUCAAGUUUAUUAACAUUAAUAAAUGAUAAAGAAUAUAAAAUGGCACGAGAAGAUUUUUAUUCUAAUAAUUUAAAUAGAAAGAAUUAUCAUUAUUUUAAGCCUGAAAUAAUCAAAGAAGAUAUUAAAUAUAAGAAUAUCACACAAAAAACUAAUAAUACAAUAUGGGGUGAAGAUACUUCCAUAUUUAAUUAUAAUGAUAUAAAUUAA